This is a messenger RNA of Dacryopinax primogenitus, 1076 nucleotides long. RefSeq lists its product as uncharacterized. The coding region runs from base 246 to 1076 and encodes 276 amino acids. Gene Ontology annotation, molecular function: DNA-binding transcription factor activity. Lineage: Eukaryota; Fungi; Basidiomycota; Dacrymycetes; Dacrymycetales; Dacrymycetaceae. The transcript has 2 exons. The record is from RefSeq and is a predicted model, not a curated record. Gene Ontology annotation, biological process: regulation of DNA-templated transcription.
AGAGCCACGUUGUCCAAUUGUGCGGCAUCACAGGCAACAUCGAGGCGGACCUUCGUGUAUCUUCAUGCUCUCUUGAAUUAGAUCGACUCUCUUUACAGGGACGUGCCAUCAUCAAACUCAUUGUUGGGGAGUGAGGCCUUGCAACGUCACCGCGGUCGAAGAACGGUGCAAUUCCGGAAUUCUCUCAGUGUCAUCCUGCUCGCACUCCCGGACUUUCUCGAACUCCCCGGUUCGGUUGAUAUAGAAUGCUUUCAGUGAUGACUCUUCCGGUUCCUUAUUCUUUCAACAUGGAUAUUUUCGACGGCCAAGCCAACUCCCUCACCGUGCCAAGGAUCCAUCCGCCAUCUUUUCCGCCCUGGGAUAUAGACGCUCAGGCACAAACCCUGUCCGAACCUGUGUCAGCCCUUAGCGGAAUAUCUGCAGAGAGCUGGUUGAGCAAUAGCGUAUCAGUCGAUUACACCACCAUGAACUAUGACUCGACAGGAACCGCAUAUCAAUACGGACAAGCCUACGAUCGACCAUGGCUGUUCUCUCCCCCGAGCGGCUUUCGGAAAGGCUUGAAGAAAACCGAUCUUCGUCCAGUCCACGCUCCGACCAAGGCUCGAUCCCAGCUCCCGAGAGCAGCGAAACGAAGCUCCCCAUACGCACGACCGGAGGAGAGCGGCCCAUCUCGUCGCAGAGGGAGCGACAGCGGCGGCUCUGUUCACUCUGCCAACUCAUCACCCUGUCCUGAGCAACUCGCGAAGCUGGAAAAACGGCGACGUGCGAACGCAGAGGCUCAACGACUCUCCCGGCAGCGAAAAGAGGAGACCCUUUCCACCCUGCGUGAAGAGAUUGACAGGCUGAGCCGACGCACCGCGACCCUGGACGAAGAUCUACAGCGUCUCCGACAGACCAAGUCGGAAGUGAAUCGAAUUCUACAGGACGAAACCGCAAAGGUUGGUCAUCUGCAAAUGGAGAUUGACAGCAGGCGGAGGAGGCAAGUGCAGGGUGAUUUUAUGCAAUUGCAAGCGGAGCAAGGCAUGACACCAAUGAUCGGGCUCACCUCAUUCCCAGAUUCUUUCUGGACAAUGUGA